This is a messenger RNA of Dermacentor andersoni, 1673 nucleotides long. RefSeq names its product glycine receptor subunit alpha-2-like. Gene Ontology annotation, cellular component: membrane. Gene Ontology annotation, biological process: monoatomic ion transmembrane transport. Gene Ontology annotation, molecular function: extracellular ligand-gated monoatomic ion channel activity; transmembrane signaling receptor activity. Lineage: Eukaryota; Metazoa; Arthropoda; Arachnida; Ixodida; Ixodidae. The record is from RefSeq and is a predicted model, not a curated record.
UUUUUCCUCUCGCGGUGUCGGGCGGGCGCAGACAGCGAUCCGCACGUGAUAAAUAAUGAUCGGCGAGCCGAAAGAGGCGAUAAUUGCCUCGCCCUGCGGUCCUCCGCCGGCGCUGCUGCCGGAGCCGCCUCGAAGAGAGCAAGAAAACCGGUGGCGUGCGGACGCUGCCGCUGCACUUCCAUACAUAACAAGACCGGGCUCAGUUUCUUAUGACGCCCUGAACUUUCACCAGCUGCCAGAUCUCGACGAAUUGUUCGAUGGAUACGACAAACGGGCGUGGCCCACAUACGGCACAGGGGAGCCCACAAAAGUCGUAGUGGACAUGCGUGUCAACACCCUAGGACCGAUGAAUGCGGAGGACAUGGAUUACGAGAUGGACAUAUUCUUCCGGCAAGCUUGGCGGGACCCGAGGAUAUCGCUUCGGCGCUUCGGCCACAUCGAUAACAUGACGGUGAACGGCGCCGCUCUGCUUGGACGUAUGUGGAAACCCGACUUAUACUUCGUGAAUGCCAAGGAAGUGCGCACCCACACCGUCACCAUGCCCAACCAGCUGCUCAGGCUGUCGCCAGACGGGGACGUGCUCGUCAGCAUCAGGUUGAGCUUGAGGCUUUCCUGCUUGAUGUUUUUCUACUACUUUCCAUUCGACAAGCAGAGGUGCUUCGCCCAGCUUCGUCCAUAUAUCAACACACUGAGCCAAGUAGAGUUCAUUUGGCGAGAAGGCCAUCCGGUACAUCUGGUGGGGCCGAUCCACAUGCAGGAUUUCAACCUCGAAGAGAUGUCGCACGAGAAUUACACCAUCGAACUUGAAAAAGGUUCCUUUUCGUGCCUUCAGGUGACCUUCCUACUAGAAAGGCAGCAGGGUUUCCACAUGAUCCAGACGUACCUGCCCAUCUACAUACUGGUGUUUGUGUCUUGGCUUUCCGCGUGGAUGAGGCCAGACGUUAUUCCACCCAGGGCCAUCAUCGGAGUGAACACGCUCCUCACCAUGGCCAGCAUCUACCUGUCCCUCAGCACACACCUGCCCAACGUGGCCUACAACAAGGCCGUCGACGUCUGGUUGGUCGCGUGUAUCCUGCUCAUAAUAGGAGCCCUGAUUGAGUUUGGUAUUGCAAACUACCUCUUUCGAAGCAGACUCACUCGUGCCGAGUUCCUGCAGGCACUCAGUGUCUUCAAGAAAGACAAGUUGCCUAGGGAUCCAAGUGGUCUUCCCUUGAACCAAAAGAGAGCAUUCACCGUGGAGCGUUACUCGCGGGCUAUGUUCCCGCUGCUGUUCCUAGCACUGAACAUUGUCUAUUGGUCUGUGUACCUCAGCAGGCCCCUUGUGGAAGCCGAGACGGUCUGAGUCAAUGGAACUCGUAAUCGGACGCUAAAGAGAAACACUAAAUUAGUUUAGAACAAUACAGUAUUCUUUAUGAGCUAUAUUUUUGUUAAUUCCGUGGUCAUGCGCUGUUUAUUGCCUCAGAAAAUUAAGGUCAGCGUUGCAUACUUGAAUUUCGCGCAGAAGCUCCCGCGCUGGUAGGCUAGUGUGAUGUCACGCACCUCAAAGUAUGCGUUUCAUAUAUGAGCCAUUGCGGCUAUAGGUAACAAUUCUUGAAACUUGCGAAGCUUUGUCAUUGGUCCUGCCAGGUGACAGUGUGGUUCAUCUUAACCAAUAAAAUUUUAACUAGACCCGA